CCAACUCUUCAAAUUAUUAUUAUUAUUAUUACUACUACUAAUGUAUGGAUAAUAGUUAUAAAAACUUCUUCCCAACUUCCUCAUCCAGUUUCUUCCACAACUCAUUAGCUAUGGACGAGGAGGAGGAUGAUGAGUUGGAAGAAGAAAGAAGUUUGAAAAAAGUGAAAAGUGAAGAGUCUGGAGGGGAAUUGAAGAAGAAGAAGAAGAUAAGAAAAAGGAGAUUUGCAUUUGAAACGAGGAGCCAAGUUGAUGUUCUUGAUGAUGGCUAUCGUUGGAGAAAAUAUGGUCAAAAGGCUGUUAAGAACAACAAGUUUCCCAGGAGCUAUUACAAGUGUUCGAAUGAAGGCUGCAAAGUGAAGAAGCAAAUUCAAAGGCUAACAAAUGAUGAAGGAGUUGUAUUGACAACGUAUGAAGGAGUUCAUUCCCAUCCUAUUGAAAAACCUCAUGAUUCCUUUCAAAAUAUCUUGACCCAUAUGCAUAUUUACCCUUCUUCUUCUUCUUCCUUUUAAAUCCCCCUUUUAAUUAUAUUUCAUUUUAUUAAUUUACUUCUCAACACAACUUUUAUACUCAUUAAUGGUUGACCCCUUGGUCUUCAUUCUUGAAAAAAUCAACUUAUUAAAGACAAAAUCAUUUUUUCAUAUUUCAUAUAACAUUUUGUGUAUAUAAGAAACAUCAAAAUUGUAACCCUAGAAAUAAUGUAUUUGAUCUAAAGUUGAAAAGUUGGAAGCCUAUUAUACAUUUUUUCGAACUUCAUCAACCAUAAGACAUAAAUCUAAGAGUGUUUCAGCAAAACAUCCAUCUAAAUCCAAGAGCAAUCAAGUCCAAAUAAAAAGAAAGAAAAGUUCAUGCAGUUUCAUUUUCAGUUCUACAAUCAGGAAUAAUGAAGAAGAGGAUGCUUCAUUUACUUAUCUCUAUUCCAUCAUCAUUCACCUCCUCAAUAUUCUUCCUUGCCACUUCAAACGUCUUCUUCUUAUUUCUGUUUUAUUAUUGAAGUUCUUUUUUUUUUUUUUUGUAUAGUUCUUAAGCCAUGAUCAAAAUAUCGAUUAAAAUAGGAUGAAAUAUCUAUGAAUUUGAAGGGUUUGAAUUUUGAUGUCCA
Cucumis sativus (cucumber) is the source of this 1096-nucleotide messenger RNA. RefSeq names its product probable WRKY transcription factor 75. Gene Ontology annotation, biological process: regulation of DNA-templated transcription. NCBI's taxonomy places the organism in Eukaryota, Viridiplantae, Streptophyta, Magnoliopsida, Cucurbitales, Cucurbitaceae. The record is from RefSeq and is a predicted model, not a curated record. Bases 45 to 509 code for a protein of 154 amino acids. Gene Ontology annotation, molecular function: DNA-binding transcription factor activity; sequence-specific DNA binding. The transcript has 2 exons.